CAACAAUUAUCACUGUUAUUACACGCGACAGAGAGCUACAAAAAGCUACAGAAGACACACAACACAAGCGCGUCAACAUUCCACACUUACACCAUAUAACCACCACCACCGCACCGCACCGAGAUAUCUGGCACAGAUCCACCCCGCGAACAUCAGCAACAACGCGAAAUGGCCGGUUUGGUUUGAUUCUUCUUGCAGAUAGAAGCAGAAAACAACAGAAAAUCCGUUAAAAAGAUAAAGCAGAGGAGAACUAAACAGAUUGCUUGCAUAUUUGAGUCUCUGCGGUCCCUUCGCUGCUGUUUUAUCUACAAGGAACAAUGUUGAGACAGCCUGGUUCUGCGGUGAUGGGCAGCCAGGAUCCGUCGUCGCCAAACAGAAAGGAAUCUCUUCCCCCGUCAAUCAACCCGGGCAAACAGUCGCAGACCCUCUGCAGAAACAUCUUGAUUCAUGGCUACUGCAAGUACGAAAACAGUGGAUGUAUAUUCAGACACGAUAAUACGAAAACGAACGCGUCUGCUGCAAAACCAGAGACACCAAAGAAACGUUUGAAUGUGGAAUCCCCCGCUUUCAAACCUGGUUCGGCAGCGCUGUCAUCCUCGGCCGCGAACGCGUCGACGACGACUUCUCCCUCCAAGACGCCGAUUCUUCUGAGCCAGGCAGCUGAUUCGGCCGUGUUUGUGCCUCGCAGCAGUACCGCAACCUCAUCUGCGAUGCCGCAAGAAGGGAUCAAGGAGUUUGAGCCGUCGCCUGAUCGGUCGAUGUAUGUCAAUCCGGCGGUCGAUCUCUAUAAUCAAAAGUCGAUGGUGAAUCCGAGUAGCCAGCCGUUUGUGCCUUCGUAUAGUCAGAUGCCGUCGAUUAAUUCACAGAUCGCUGCGGAGUCUCAAAUGCCACAGCCGGUUUCAAAUCAGAGAUACGACUACAAUUCGAUGGUGCCGUACGGAACCGCCCCUCCGGAUCUGUACUAUCAGCAAGCUCAAGCGGCCCACUACCAGCCGUUGCAAUAUCAUUUGUAUGCACCGCUUCCUCCGCACAAAAUCAAUCUGCUGCCAUACCAGCGCACGAUCCAGGGAUUCUUUCUGUCUGAUAAUCUGCGCGAGGAACUCCAGAGAAAGGGCGAGGCUUCGCUUCAGAUAUUGCCUAGCACAGGACUUCCUGAAUCUCUGGAUGUGUAUUGCCAGCUAGUUCCUCUUGAUACGAACGCGGAUCGAAGUGCGCGAGUGCUGGGGUAUCCGAGCUGGGUGUACAAAGCGUUUUCAAAGUCGGAUGGAAACACAUAUGCGCUACGCCGACUUGAAGGGUUCAAGCUGACUGAUGAAAAGUCGAUUGCGACGGUCCAGCAAUGGCGGCGGUUGUCGAAUGCGAGCAUGGUGACGCUGUUUGAAGCGUUUACAACCCGAGCGUUCGGGGACAGUUCGAUUAUAUUUGUGUAUGACUAUCAUCCUCUCUCGAGCACGUUGUUCGACACGCAUUUUGGGGCGAGUGCGCGGUAUCCGGUUGUGAGGAACGCGAACGGACAGAUAGGACCGUCAGUUCCGGAGCAGGUGCUGUGGAGUUAUCUUGUGCAGCUUUCGUCUGCUAUGAAGACGAUACACGGGGCGAAUCUUGCGGCGCGGGUGAUGGAUCCGACGAAGAUUAUACUGACGUCAAAGAUGCGGGUGAGGUUGAGCGCGGUGGGGAUCAUGGAUGUGAUUGGCGGGAGUAAAGAGCCAGUGGCGAAGUUGCAGGCCGAGGAUUUGUAUAAUCUCGGGCGGCUGAUAUUGAGUAUUGCGUGCAACAACCAGUCGCUGAUAAUGGGAGGCGCGGCGGUGUCGUUGCCGGUGCUGUCAAAGUCGUUGGAGUUUGCGGGCAAGUUUUACUCUGUGGGAUUGAAGAACGCGCUUGCGUACUUGCUUGGGAGUGGCGGGCGAGGAGGAGAGGACGAGAUGAUGAGUUCGGGGAAUGUGGACGAGUUUAUACAGUUGAUUUCUGGGUUUUACCAGCAGAAUCUAAACAGCUCGCUGCAUUACCAGGACAGUCUUGAGAGUGAGCUUGCGCGGGAGGUUGAGAACGGGCGGUUGGUGAGGUUGCUGUGCAAGUUCAACUUUAUAAACGAGCGGCCAGAGUACGACCAUGAUCCGGCGUGGUCGGAGACGGGAGAUCGGUAUCUGUUGAAGCUGUUUAGGGACUACGUGUUCCAUCAGACGGACGAGAGCGGGCAUCCGGUGCUGGACAUGGGCCAUGUGCUGAGAUGUCUGAAUAAGCUUGAUGCGGGGGUGGAGGAGAAGGUGAUGCUUGUGUCUAGGGACGAGCAGAGUUGUUUGAUUGUGUCGUAUAAGGAGCUGAAGAAUUGUGUGGAUGUUGUGUUUAGAGACUUGAGCCGGCCGAAUGGCUGAGAUGAUGUGGGAAGACAGUGAGAGU
Messenger RNA from Myxozyma melibiosi, 2397 nucleotides. RefSeq names its product PAB-dependent poly(A)-specific ribonuclease subunit PAN3. Gene Ontology annotation, biological process: mRNA processing; nuclear-transcribed mRNA poly(A) tail shortening. The transcript has 7 exons. Lineage: Eukaryota; Fungi; Ascomycota; Lipomycetes; Lipomycetales; Lipomycetaceae. Gene Ontology annotation, molecular function: poly(A) binding; metal ion binding. Gene Ontology annotation, cellular component: P-body; PAN complex. The coding region runs from base 318 to 2372 and encodes 684 amino acids. The record is from RefSeq and is a predicted model, not a curated record.